Jaminaea rosea is the source of this 1089-nucleotide messenger RNA. RefSeq names its product NAD(P)-binding protein. Lineage: Eukaryota; Fungi; Basidiomycota; Exobasidiomycetes; Microstromatales. The transcript is spliced from 2 exons. Bases 1 to 1089 code for a protein of 362 amino acids. Gene Ontology annotation, molecular function: oxidoreductase activity, acting on the CH-OH group of donors, NAD or NADP as acceptor. The record is from RefSeq and is a predicted model, not a curated record.
AUGGCUAUAGCUAUUGCCGUGGGUGGCACAUACUGGCCGUCAAUAGCCGUCGCCCCGAACGCGCUCUCCUUCGUACUGCUCCUAGCCAUCCUCUACCUUCUCCAUAGCCUCAUCACCACACGGAUCCGCUCCGGCAGCUGGCUGCCACGCCGGCUCAGUGCCCACGAAUGGGCUCAGCAGCUCGUCGUCGUGACAGGCGCGGCUGGCGGGGUCGGGGCUGAGCUCAUCCUCUUACUCGUACGCAAGGGAGCCAGAGUGGCCGCUCUUGACAUCAAGCCCCUCUCCGCCGAGGUGCACGACAGGCUCGCUGCUGAGGGGCUCAGCGCAAGCGUCCUCCAGGUACAGUGCGAUGUCUCCUCUCUCGAGGCCGUACGUCAAGCCGCAGACGCCGUGCACGCUCACUGGAGGGAUCAUCAGGUCACCAUGCUAGUCAACAAUGCUGGUGUUGCCACACCGCCUCAGCAAGCGCGCUACCUGGGCGAGGCGGCCGCAACCCAGCAAGAAGAGGACAACUCAGCCCUCCUCGUCGAGCGUACGAUCCGCGUCAACCUCCUCUCCCAUCUGUGGACUUUACGCACCUUUCUUCCUGAGAUUCUUGAAGGUGACCGCGGACACAUCGUUACCGUCUCGUCCCUGAUGGCGCACAUAGGCGUGCCAGGGUUGGGCGACUAUGUAGCGAGCAAGUGGGGUCUGGUCGGAUUGCACGAGACACUUUGUCGUGAGAUUGCCACGCGUUCCUCUUCCUCGCCCUCACCAGGCACCCGCUCCUCCCCGAAUCGCCAGCAUGCCACACGCACACAAACCACUCUCGUCCUCCCGGCGCACAUCUCGACUCCUCUUUUCCCUCACUGGUCCUAUCCUCCCUUUUUGGCUCCCCUCUUCCCUACGGUGAGCGCUGAGCACGCCGCGGGGAGGAUCGUGGAGGCGAUGGGUAGCGGGCGUAGUAGCUACGUGUAUAUGCCGCGGACGACGUGGUUAGUCGGGUUCAUGGGGGCCCUGCCCGAGUGGAUGAGGGAGGGGGCUCAGUGGGCAUCCGGCGCUGACGUUUCUGUAGCAAACAUGGCAGCAAAGGCGGCAAAAGCAGCAUGA